Poeciliopsis prolifica (blackstripe livebearer) is the source of this 2801-nucleotide messenger RNA. RefSeq names its product chorion-specific transcription factor GCMb-like. Gene Ontology annotation, cellular component: nucleus. NCBI's taxonomy places the organism in Eukaryota, Metazoa, Chordata, Actinopteri, Cyprinodontiformes, Poeciliidae. Gene Ontology annotation, molecular function: DNA-binding transcription activator activity, RNA polymerase II-specific; RNA polymerase II cis-regulatory region sequence-specific DNA binding. The record is from RefSeq and is a predicted model, not a curated record. Gene Ontology annotation, biological process: regulation of transcription by RNA polymerase II; gliogenesis.
UGCGAGCCGCUUCAUCUGUCUGCGGUUCGGUUCUGACAGGCUUACCUUCCAGCCGGGCCGAGAGCCGGGACCAGAACCGCGACCACAACCGGGACCAGGACGAGGACGUAACCCAGAGGGAGCAGCAGAGCCGGUACCGGUACCGGCAUCAUGUCCCGGGGGGAGCAGAGAGACGAGGCGGACUGUGUCUGUUCGGUCGGGAUGAAGCUGAACUGGGACAUCAACGACCCCAAACUACCGCAGGACCUGAAACAAUUGGACCAAUUCCAGGAGUGGACAGACGGUUAUGUCCGCUACAUCUACAGUGCCGACGAUAAGAACGCCCAGAGACACCUGUCAGGCUGGGCCAUGAGGAACACCAACAACCACAACUGCCAGAUUCUGAAGAAGUCAUGCCUGGGGGUGGUGGUGUGUUCGGGCUGCGCCCUGCCGGACGGCGCCCGCCUGCAGCUGCGCCCUGCCAUCUGCGACAAGGCCAGGCAGAAGCAGCAGAAGAAGAUGUGUCCAAACUGCAGCGCUGCUCUGGAGCUGCUGCCCUGCCGCGGACACAGUGGAUACCCAGUCACCAACUUCUGGAGGGUCGACGGCAAGGCCAUCUUCUUCCAGGCUAAGGGCGUCCAUGACCAUCCCAGACCAGAAUCCAAGUCUGAGACGGAAGCCAGAAGGAGUUCAGUGAAGAGACGAGUCAGUUCCCCUCCGUUCACACCGAAGAGACGCCUGAUGGAGAGCCAGGCUUUAGGCCCCGCCCUCCUCUGUGUGGAACCAGCAGAAAGGAUUUCCUUCAUUGAGCCGAACUUCCCGCAGCAUUACCCACAAUUCCAGGGCAGCGAGCCCUACUACAACCCCCACAAUGCACUGGGAGAGGCCCCGCCCACCCUACAGAAACCAGCCAACCCAAGACUGUACAUGGGCCGACCCGGCUACGACUUCCAGGGAUACCUGGCCUCACCUUCGUAUCCUGUGACCUCUGACCUAUGCGACCCCAGGGUAACGCCAGUCCUGGGCUCCUCUUCGGCGCCUUCAUCUUCCUCGGCUCCGCUCUCAUCUUCUUCAUCCUCCUUCGAUCCGCAGACGAAGGCGCCGCCGGCCUGGAAGGAGCUCCUGAAGAGCUCCGCCCCCUACGCCGAUAACCACCACUACUACAGCGCCGAGUACCCCUGCCGUUACUCUGGCAACGCCCCGGGGUCGCCCGCUGGUCUGCAGACUAUCAUCACCACGACAACCAAGGUGUCCUACCAGCCCUGUCCCAAGCCUCCGGGGGCGCUGCCUCCCUACCAGUCCUGUCCCAAACCGUCGGCUGGCCUGCCGUCCUACCAGCCCGCCAAAGCCGGCGGUCUGCCCGGCUGCUCGUCCCUGCUGGAAGACGCGUCUCCGUCCUCGUACUCCACCGAGGUCAAAGUGACCGAGGAGUCCGGCGGAGUCAUCAAGUCUCUGUCGUUUCCUCCAGAACCUCUGCAGACCAAGACAGAGCGGCUGGACCCCUACGACUACCACUACGCCUACCCCAACGCCUAUCGCUAUGACGACUACUGACUCAGCACCGACUCUGCCGCCAUGGCAACUGAAGCUGAUGAACCAGACUUCAGGUUCAGGUUCUGACCCGAAUCAGCAAACCUUCAGAGGACAUGUCAGAGCCAUCAGAUGAACCUUGUUAUUGUUCUGGAGACGGGUCCAAUCCGUCCACAGGACCUUCGGGAGCCGGCCUCGGUCCUGUAGAUGGUUCUGCGGUUCUGCUUGGGUCGGUUCUGAAGACAUCAGAGCUUAUAAAAUGUUGUUUUCUAUGAAUUAUCUGCUUAUCGUCCCAAUUCUGUCACUGAUCCAAAUAAGAUGUCCAACAGCGACCCAGAGCGGGUUCUGACCUGGUCCUGACCACUUGGUCUGGAGCAGCUCCACCCAUUAGCUGCUGACCUCUGGGUGGCGCUGCAGCACCUGCUGGGUUCCUGAACAAUGGCUUGUUGUUCUGGAAGAACCCGGAAGGUUCUGGUUCCACCUGCGUGUUGCAGCCGUCAUCAUCAUCAUCAUCAUCAUCAUCAUCAUCAUCGUCAUCAUCAUCAUCAUCAUCAUCAUCGUCAUCAUCAUCAUCAUCGUCAUCAUCAUCAUCAUCGUCAUCAUCAUCAUCAUCAUCGUCAUCAUCAUCAUCGUCAUCAUCAUCAUCAUCAUCAUCAUCAUCCUGUCGUCCAGUUCUUACUGUCACAGUUUGAACAUUUACUUUGAACUUUUAUCUCCAAGCUAAAUAUAAAUCUAAUAUUCAGCUAAACUUCAUAUAUUUAGCCUCAAAGUAAAUAGUUAGCUUGUUAAAUACAUAUUUAGCUCCAGGCUAAAUGCUUAGCUUGGAGUUAGACAUGCUAGCUAAAUAGUUAGCCUCAAGCUAAAAGUUUACAGCUAAACAUUUCGUUUUUAGCUAAACUCCAAACUGUGACGACGUUUAAACUCUGAAUAUUUCAUGAGAUUUUUAACCUCAGUCUGUUUGAUGUGAAAGUAAGUCUCUGUGGAAAUGUUCUGGUCGGGCUGCCGGUCCACAGAACCAGCAGGGAACCAUCUGUUGACCUGCCUGGUUCUGGCCAGGUUCUGGUUUGGUUCUGGUUGGUGAAAUUGGACUCAAGAGUUCUACAGAACCAGCAGUUUUGUUCUGUUGAGCAUAAAACCAACGCAGAACCAGGUGACCCAGUUGAGUUCAUGAGGACCGGUUUUGGUUCUGAUGGUCUGUCCCACAUUUCAGCUGAUGAAGAAUAAAAAGGUUCUGAUAUUUUUGGGUCGGACGUACUUUCCUUCAGCAGAACCGGCCGGGUUUUACCAAACCU